Molecule: messenger RNA, 375 nt
Organism: Giardia duodenalis
Lineage: Eukaryota; Fornicata; Diplomonadida; Hexamitidae
Product: Tctex-1 family protein
Exons: 1
Coding region: 1-375 (124 amino acids)
Biological process (GO): microtubule-based movement
Cellular component (GO): cytoplasmic dynein complex; cytoplasm
Molecular function (GO): dynein intermediate chain binding
Source: RefSeq, a predicted model, not a curated record
AUGGAUACCAUCCGAACAGAGAUCACGGAGCUUGCGCGUCCCUCGGCGCCGGCCAAAAGGUUCGACCGGCAGAAGGCCCACGAGGAGAUGAAGCAGAUCGUGGAGAGGCGGCUGCGCGGGCGGCAGUACGACUCCGAGGACUGCGCCAAGGUGUCCAAGGAGCUCGCAGACGAGAUCCGGGCCAAGGUGCGGCUCAUCUCGGACAGCAGGUUCAAGAUCUGCGUCUCCGUGACCAUCAUCGGCCAGAAGGGCCAGGGCAUCCGGAGCGAGAACAAGUGCUACUUCGACGCCGACGCCGACGCGGAGCUCCGCCACGUGUACCAGAACGACGACAUCAUCUGCAUCGCCAACCUGUAUGCCGUCUACUACUACUGA